AGCUGAUAAAAGGUGGACCGUCGAGUUCCCAUUUAGUGCGUUUGGCACGAUUGGUUGCAGCCACAUUUUGAUCCUCACCACCGGGCAUCAAAAAGGAAAAGGGUCAACAUGGCUGUGCCCAAGAGCACGGUGGACCUACAGGGGGAGUGGGUUUGGAUCAAACCUGCAACACCUGGCGAGUUUGAAGUGCCAAUUGGUGCCAGAAUCGUCUCCAACGACAAAAACAAAUUAACAAUCAAAGAUGACGAAGAAAAAACUAGAACCGUGUCUGUGGACGCAAUCGUCAAAACCAUGCAUCAGACCUCCGUCCAGGGCGUGGAGGACAUGAUUUCUUUGGGCGAUCUGCACGAACCAGGCAUCUUGAGGAACCUCCAAAUGCGCUACAAAGACAAUUUGAUUUACACGUACACCGGCUCCAUCCUGGUGGCCAUCAACCCAUACAAAGUUCUGCCCAUUUACACUCAAAAUCAGAUCAAACAAUACCGCGGCAAGAAGAUUGGUCAAGAGCCGCCGCACAUUUUCGCCGUCGGCGACAACAGCUUCAGUAAUAUGCAGCGCUACAAGCAGAACCAGUGCAUCGUUAUUAGUGGUGAGAGUGGCGCCGGAAAAACGGAGAGCACAAAACUGAUUUUGCAAUUCUUGGCCGCCAUCAGUGGCAGACACUCGUGGAUCGAGCAGCAAAUUUUGGAAGCAAAUCCCAUUUUGGAAGCAUUUGGAAACGCGAAAACGAUCAGGAAUGACAACUCUUCGCGAUUUGGAAAGUUCAUCGACAUACAUUUCAACAAGGAGGGGGUCAUCGAGGGGGCCAAAAUUGAGCAGUAUCUACUUGAAAAGUCACGAAUCGUGGCCCAGAGCACCGACGAAAGAAACUACCACAUUUUCUACUGCAUGCUGGCCGGAUUGAGCGCAGACGAUAGAAAGAAACUCGAGCUGCAAGACGCUUCCCAUUACAAAUACUUAACUGGGGGUGGAAGCAUCACUUGCGAGGGCAGAAACGACGCAGCCGAGUUCGCGCAGAUCAGGUCAGCGAUGAAAGUGCUCAUGUUCACCGACCAGGAAAUCUGGGACAUAAUGAAACUGCUCGCCGCCCUUUUGCACAUCGGCAACAUUCGAUACAAAGCAUCCGUGAUAAAUAACUUGGACGCCACCGAAAUACCUGACGAGACAAACAUCAAAAGGGUCUCCAAUUUGCUCGGAGUGUCUCCGAAAUCACUUGUCGAGGCGCUCACGACCAAGAGCAUAUUCGCGCACGGAGAAACGGUUGUUUCGAGUCUUUCCAAGGAGCAGUCGAUGGACGUGAGGGACGCGUUUGUCAAGGGCAUCUACGGCCAGCUCUUCAUUCUGAUCGUCGACAAAAUCAACAACGCCAUUUACAAGCCGCAAAUCGCCUCGGGCCAGAAAAUUGGAGUCCUUGACAUUUUCGGCUUCGAGAACUUUAACAUCAACAGUUUCGAGCAGUUCUGCAUAAACUACGCAAACGAGAGCCUGCAGCAAUUUUUCGUGCAGCACAUUUUCAAACUGGAGCAAGAGGCGUACUCGGCAGAGGGCAUCAGUUGGAAGCACCUCGAGUUUCAGGACAACCAGCACAUUUUGGACAUGAUCGCGAUGAAGCCAAUGUCCAUCAUGAGCCUCAUCGACGAGGAGAGCAAAUUCCCAAAGGGCACGGACCAGACGUUGCUGAACAAAGUUCACUCAAACCACCAAACGAGCAGGUGCUACCUGAAGCCAAAGUCGGACCUGAACACGUCCUUUGGCCUGGAGCACUUUGCGGGGGUGGUUUUCUAUGACACCAGGGGCUUCCUCGAGAAGAACAGGGACACCUUCAGCACGGACCUGCGUCAACUGGUGCACAUCAGCACCAAUCGCUUUUUGGCGCAGCUCUUCGACGACAAUAAACUGCCAAACAACAGCAGGGGCAGCAUUCCGGACACGACGAAGCGGCAGCAAACGCUGUCGGCGCAGUUCAAGCGGUCGCUGGACGCGUUGAUGCGCACCCUGUACAGCUGCCAGCCGUUCUUUGUGCGCUGCAUCAAACCCAACGAGUACAAGAAACCGCAGAUGUUCGACCGCGCCCUGUGCUGCCGCCAAUUGCGUUACUCUGGCAUGAUGGAGACGAUCCGCAUUCGCAAGGCGGGAUACCCUAUCAGACACGCGUUCAAAGAUUUCGUCGAGCGAUACCGCAUUCUCGUCCCUGGCAUUCAGCACUCGGCCAAGGCCGACUGGAAGCAUCUGUCGAACAAAAUCUGCGGCGCCAUUCUGGGCAGGUCCGACUACCAAUUGGGGCACUCGAAGGUUUUCUUGAAGGACGCCCAGGAUUUGCAGCUGGAGCAGGAAAGGGGUGUCGUCCUCGCAGCCAGAAUUUUGAUUCUGCAACGCUGCAUCAAGGGCUGGAUCCAAAGACGCAGGUACCAGAGAUUGAGGGCUGCCACUGUAAAGAUUCAAACGGCGUGGAGAGGCUACUUGCCGAGGAAGCGUUAUCUGGAAGAGAGAAAUGGUUGGCGACGUCUGCAGGCUUGCAUAACCUCCAGGCGACUGACGCACAAGUUCACCCGAACUAGAGAAAAAACCAUUCGACUACAAGCUCGUUGUCGCGGAUACUUGGUGAGGAAAACGCUGGCCCGUCGCGAGAAGGCGAUCGUCAAAGUGCAGGCGCACGUGCGGCGCAUCAUCGCCCAGAAGCAGGUGUUCCGGAUGCGGUACCGCGAGCAGCGAAUGCAGGAGAUCCGGCGGCUGCGGAAGGAGGAGGAGGCGCGCUUCAAGAAGGACAAGAUGGAGAAGUACAAGGAGGAGGCCGAGAAGAACUACAAGAUCCGCGUGCAGGAGCUCGAGAAGGAGAUGCAGGCGCAGGAGUUGGACGCCAAGUGGCGCGCCGAGAGGAACAACCGGCGCAUCACCGAGGCGCUGCGGAAACGCGAGGCGCCCAUCGACCACUCGCAGUACGUCAGCGACAUUUUUGGCUUCUUGGAGAAGACGCCGAGCGAGGCGUCCUCCUCCUCACUGCCCAGCCCCACGUCCGAAGUGCAGAGAACCACGGUUUACGGAGGACUUGGUGCCGAGUCAGCUAAGAAAGCGCCCCCGUCAGAAAUUAUCGACGCGAUGGGUAAGAGCAAAAUGGAGAAGGACGACCUCGAAGAGUACAGUUUCCAGAAGUUCGCCUCCACCUACUUCCAGGGCAUGGUCAAUCAUCAGUACUCGAGAAAGGCCAUCAAACCCUCUUUGCUCAAAUUGCCAACAGCUGCAGAUGAACUUGCCGCCCAAGCUUUGUGGAUCACAAUUCUGCGUUUCUGCGGAGACCUGCCCGAGCCGCGUUUCGUGAACAGCGACAGAGACAACAGCUCCGUCAUGCAAAGGGUCCAAGCGACCUUGGGAAGGUCGUUCACGCAGACCUCGCAGUUCAACGACCUGAUGAACUCCAACAAAGAAACGAUCGCACCAAAUUCGGCUUUGCCACGGUCUGUGAGAGGAAAACUGGUGUCUCUGACGUUGAGGAGGAAGAACAAGCUGCCCGAAGAAAUGCGACAGGGCAUUUUGAGCGAGGAGUUGGCCAAGGAGAGCUACCAAAACUGGCUCAACUCACGGCCAACCACAAACUUGGAGAAGUUGCACUUCAUCAUCGGCCACGGAAUUUUACGAUCGCAAUUGAGGGAUGAGAUUUACAGUCAGAUUUGCAAGCAGCUGACCAACAACCCUUCCAAGUCGUCACACGCCAGGGGUUGGAUUUUGCUGUCUCUGUGCGUGGGUUGCUUCGCCCCGUCGGACAACUUCAACAAAUACCUGAAGGCGUUCAUCAGACAGGGACCGCCUGGCUACGCACCCUAUUGCGAGGGAAGACUGCAGAGGACGAUGACAAACGGAACCAGGACGCAGCCACCCAGUUGGCUCGAGCUCCAAGCCACCAAGUCGAAGGAGCCGAUUAUUCUGACGGUGACUUUCAUGGACGGUUCGCAAAUAACUCUGCGGACGGACUCGGCCACGACGGCCAGCGAACUGGUCGACAGCGUCGCCAACAAAAUCGGGCUCAAGGACCGAUUUGGCUUUUCACUCUUCAUCGCCCUCUUUGAUAAGGUAUCUUCCCUUGGAAGUGGAGGUGACCACGUGAUGGACGCGGUGUCCCAGUGCGAGCAGUAUGCAAAGGAACAGGGUGCACAAGAGAGAAAUGCGCCCUGGCGCCUCUUCUUCAGGAAGGAAAUUUUCGCGCCCUGGCACGACCCGUCCUUUGACCCUGUCGCCACCAACCUGAUCUACCAGCAGGUCGUUCGGGGCAUCAAGUACGGAGAGUACCGCUGCGAUAAGGAGGAGGACAUUGCUAUGCUGGCCGCUCAGCAGUACUUCAUCGACCACGGCGCCAACCUGAAUCCGACCAUUUUGGCAGGAUCGUUGCCCAUUUACCUGCCAGACUCGCACCUUGUGGGACCAAAAGAGAAGGUCUUGGACAAGUGGUCCACAAACGUGACGCAGGCGUUCAAAAAGGUUUUUUGUCCUGAUUUUUAUUUUCUUAUAAAUGUUUUUCAUGUAAUUUUUAUAAAUCAGAGUUACUAUGUAAAAGAAAACGUGUCAAAGGGCAAGGUCAAGGAGGACAUCGUGACCUACGCGAGGCUCAAGUGGCCGCUUCUUUUCUCCAGGUUCUUUGAAGUCUUCAAAGUUUCUGGCGCUACUCUGGCCAAAAAUGACGUCAUCAUCGCUGUCAACUGGACUGGUCUGUACGUGGUUGAUGACCAAGAGCAAGUCCUGUUAGAAUUAUCCUUCCCUGAGAUCACAGACAUAAUAACUAAACCAGCAACAAUGAAAAAUGGUCAACCAGUGUCACCGCAAAUUGAGAUGCACACCGCCCAGGGUCAAACCUUGACGUUCAACGCGCCCAACUCUGAGGACCUGAAGGACUUGUUGUUCUUCCUGAUCGGCGAGCUCAGGAAGCUCUCCAGGUUCGCGGUCGCUCUGCAGGACUACACAGCAAAGGAAAACAAUCUGCUGACGUACGUGAAGGGCGACCUGAUUUACCUGGAGGGCGAAACGACCGGCGAGGUGAUGAUGAAGAGCGCCUGGGGCGUGGGACGGAACAGAAGGACCAACCAGCGAGGGGACGUCGCCAGUCACAACGUCUACAUUUUGCCCACCUUGAGAGAACCUCCAACCGACGUUAUUGCCCUCUUCCUGCAAGACGGCGCCCUGAAGGGUCGCCAGCUGCAGAUGAUGAACGCAGCCGAUGGUACGGUGAACAGGGUCAAACCACACACCCUUAUGAACUAUGCUGCUGAGCAUUUCCGAAUGUUCUCGCGGCAGUCGCUCAGCAAGGGUCAAACGCUGACCUCGGCCAGGGGCAAGAACGUGAGCAACGACGAGCUGUGGCGGCACUCGCGCGAGCCCCUGAAGCAGCCGCUGCUCAAGAAACUGGUCAACAAGGACGAGUUGGCUGCGGAGGCGUGCUUCAUGUCCGCGGCCAUCCUCAAGUACAUGGGCGACCUGCCCUCCAGGAGACCCAGAAACAGCUCUGAGCUCACCGACAGCAUCUUCGACGGACCCCUUAACCACGAUUUGCUGAGGGAUGAGGUUUAUUGCCAAAUCAUGAAGCAGUUGACGGGAAAUACGAGCGAGUUCAGCACUGAAAGAGGAUGGGAACUGAUGUGGCUCGCGUCUGGACUCUUCGCCUGCAGCACUGGUCUGCUGAAGGAGCUGACCAUGUUCCUGAGAACAAGGAAGCACCCCCUGGCCCAAGAUUCCCUGCAAAGGCUGCAGAAGACCCUGAACAACGGCCAGAGAAAGUAUCCCCCGCACCCUGUAGAGGUUGAGGCUAUUCAGCACAAGACCACGCAGAUCUUCCACAAGGUCUACUUCCCAGACGACACUGACGAGGCGUUUGAGGUUGAUUCUUCUACAAGGGCGCGCGACUUGUGUGGCUCGAUUGCCAAACGGCUCAAUUUGGUUUCGGCCGACGGCUUCAGCCUUUUCGUGAAAAUCGCAGACAAAGUCAUCAGCGUGCCCGACACCGACUUCUUCUUUGACUUUGUGCGUUACCUGACAGACUGGAUGAAGCGGACGAGACCGACUCGAGACGGAGUGGCUCCGAACUUCCUCUACCAGAUCAUCUUCAUGCGCAAACUGUGGACCAACGUGUUCCCAGGAAAGGACAAAAACGCCGACCAAAUCUUCCACUAUCACCAGGAAGUGGUCAAACUCCUCAGAGGCUACCACAAAUGCGGAAAGGACGAGGCCGUUCAACUGGCUGCCUUGAUUUAUCGCGUCAACAACGGAGUCAAUAAAAACGAGUUGGCAAAUAUUGGGCAAAACUUGAAAGACUACGUUCCGAGCGACAUGAUUCGCCUCCAGAGCAGCUCAGAGUGGAAAAAGGCAAUCACUUCUGCCUUCAACAAAAGCUCCGGUUUGAGCAAAGAGGACGCAAAAACUGCCGUGCUGAAAAUUCUGUACCAGUGGCCCACUUUUGGCUCUGCCUUCUUCGAAGUCAAGCAGACCUCCGAGCCAGGCUAUCCGGAAAUCAUCAUCGUCGCCAUCAACAAGAACGGCAUCAGCCUGAUCAAUCCUCAAAACAAGGAAAUUCUGAUCACGCACUCGUUCAACAAAAUUUCCAACUGGUCCUCGGGCAACACGUACUUCCACGUGACCAUCGGCAAUCUGGUCAGGAGCAGCAAACUUUUGUGCGAAACCCCGCUCGGCUAUAAGAUGGACGAUUUGCUGACCUCGUACAUCGCGUCGCUCGUCAACACCAUCGAGCAGAGGAGCCGAAACUACUAAUUUAUUUUCCUUAAUUUGCUUUGUUCACUUUUUUAAUGACGGUGUAUUUAACCGAAGAGAUCGGAUAGAGUUGAAAUGGAAAUAAAGAUUUUAACUUAACCUAGUAGCAA
Messenger RNA from Neocloeon triangulifer, 6857 nucleotides. Its product is annotated as myosin-VIIa-like. Gene Ontology annotation, cellular component: myosin complex; cytoskeleton. Bases 109 to 6747 code for a protein of 2212 amino acids. Lineage: Eukaryota; Metazoa; Arthropoda; Insecta; Ephemeroptera; Baetidae. The transcript is spliced from 35 exons. The record is from RefSeq and is a predicted model, not a curated record. Gene Ontology annotation, molecular function: cytoskeletal motor activity; ATP binding; protein binding.